UAUAAAGUUCUUUAUAAGCCCCCUCGCGGCGCGAGAUCUUGCUGAUGACUCGAUGGAGGAUGAUCACUGAUAUUCAUGACACGUGGUAGGCAACGAGGCAAGUACUUUUGUCUCCCCGCAUUGCACUCUUAUGGACCGCGGGCGCUCGACGGGGCAUUCCACGCGCCAAUCGCUAGCUACCCGGGGUGGUCGAAACAUCCCUGGCCCGCCUGAUCCGACUCAUAACACAAGCGCACCAUUAGAUCAAGGACGCUCGACAGAUCGUUCUGCGAGUCAAUCCCUUGCAGCCCGUGGCCGUACAAGCUUCCGCGGCCGUAGCUUUUCUGGUCUGUCUGACCCAAUCCGCAAUCAGACUUCAUCGCUCUCAUCGCCAAGCAUCCCCUCGCCAAGCAUCCCCUCACCAAGCCCCGAUUUUAGCAUUUCUCCUCCAGCGGCCGAAACCCUAUGGGAUAAUGGCAUUCUGGGUGGCAGGAUCGACGUCAGCUGCAACACUGGAGCUCAGGAACCACUACUUCACCUGGUCGAAGAGGCUGUUGAGCCUGAUGAGUCUCCGCCGGCUUUUGAUCCACACUCACUCAUACAAUGCAUCUUGAUUCUGUGCGCAUGGUUUCAUACUCAGCAUCAUGUCUCUUUUCGGGCAAUCUCUAUGCUUCUCUGGGCAAUCACUUUUGUGCUCACUGUUGUCCCGGGAAAUGUUCUUGGGGAAGAGUCACUUCCCAUGACUCUGAAGACUGUCUUCGCGAGGCUGAACAUACACGAUCAAUUCAAAAUCCACCCAAUCUGUCCUUGCUGUCACUCUAUCUUCCCUGAUGUCUCCCCAACUGAUACAAAAUGCCCUAGUUGCGAUGCGGCAAUCUACCUGACUCGUUCACAGUUAUUGGUGGAUCGUCUUAGAGAUAUCACUGGGAUGGAAGAGGAUGCUAG
Molecule: messenger RNA, 924 nt
Organism: Mycena citricolor
Lineage: Eukaryota; Fungi; Basidiomycota; Agaricomycetes; Agaricales; Mycenaceae
Source: the annotation of a GenBank genome assembly